GGAAUUUAGCGAGAAUGUCGAAUGUAGCAAAAGAAAGAGCCAGACCUCCAACUAAGCAAAAUAAUUACACAGUUGAUUUUAAAUAGAUAAUUUCUCAUUAGUUAUCCUUUCUUAAAAAAAAAAUAUAACGUGAACGACUACACUGGUAUUGGUGCUAUUCAUUUGCAAUGUUACGGCUGUAAAUUGAUCGUGUGAUAGAGUGUACGUUGAUAAUGUAAUGAAACAUAAACGAUCAUUUCUAAAUACAUAGCUUAAAACAUUGAUGUCAUAGAGUGUAAGUAGUUUACUAUGAGUUUGCGUCAUAGAUCAAUCAAAGAUCUAGCGAUUGGAAAACGUGAACGUUACAAGUGAUUAAAUAAUUCGUCCAGAUCAAACAAAAUUUAUAAUUAAUAUCAACCCAAUUGGUUAGUUUUUUUGUGUAUUCGAUUGAAAAAAAGUGCUUUAUCACUAGUCUAUAAUCACAUGGGGAAUGCGCACGCACGAUAAUCACGCGAGUUUGUUUAUAUAUUACUCCGUUUUAUUAUUUACUUGAUAUAUAACAAAUCUUUUCCUUUUUUUUUUUUAAUAUUGAUUAAUAAUAAUUUACACUCAUCAUUUUACCAUAAUAUUGAUAACUAUAUUGAUAAAUUUCUUCAAUAUAAAGAAUCAUUAUUUAUACACUCGUCGCACGCUUUUGAAGCACAAAAUAAAAUUAGUGAAAAUAAUUUUUACAUUGUGAUUAAAUUAAAUAGUGUGUGUAAUAUAUAUAUUAUUUGUAAAACAAUGCAUAAAUUAAGACUACCUGUAAAGGUUGAAUUACCUUCUGCUAUUACAAGGUAUGGAGAAGCCUAGAAAACAGGAUGGUAUUGGACCACAAAGCUACGAGUUUGCAUAGUGAUUACGGAAGUUUUGAUAGACCAUUGCCAAGUGGAGAGAGUCACGAUAGGGACAUAGAAGCAGCGGUUGAUGGGAACACUAGUGGAAUGGCCCAAUCCAGUGACGUUUAUCAGAGGCAACCGCUGCUUCCUGGAGCACCUACAAAAAGUAAAGAACGAUGGGGAGGAGUAAGUUCUAGUGGAGAUUAUUAUGAGGAUGAUCAUGAUAAAAUUGAUAGCAUUGGACACACUCGACAUGCUGGUAUUCAAAAUGGUAGUGGUAUUGUUAAGUUGGAUAUACCUCCACCUUUAAGAGAAGAGCCACGAUUUCCAAAGGAAAAAUGGAAAACUGUUCUGGCAUUUUUAUUUAUGGUUUUCAAUUUUAUUUUAACAACAACAUCUUUAGCGAUGCUACAUGAACGUGUACCAGACCGUUCAUUAUAUGGUCCUUUACCCGAUAUUGUUCUAGACAAUAUUGAAGCACAAGAUUGGGCACUUAAUGUAUCUGAGGUUUUAAUAGUGAUAGUAUCUAAUUCGGCCAUGGUCUUUGUGAUAUUCCAUAAACACAGGUUUAUUGUUGUCAGACGAAUAUUCAUCGUAAUGGGAUUACUUUAUAUGAUGAGAAGUAUCACAUUCUAUGUUACGGUUUUACCUAUGUCUAGUAGAACAUAUUAUUGUAGUCCAAAAGUGAAUCAUACAACACCACUUAUUAUUACAAAAAGAGUCCUCCAAUUAAUCUCUGGCUUUGGGUUGUCAAUAAAUGGUAAACACACCUAUUGCGGAGAUUUUAUUUUCAGUGGACAUACUGUAGUUCUUGUACUUUGUUACCUGAUUAUCAAAGAAUACUCUCCUAGAAGAUGUCAACCAAUUCAUUGGAUCGCUGGUCUUAUAGCAGCUGUUGGGGUGAUUAUGGUCUUGAUCGCUCAUUGUCAUUACACUGUGGAUGUUAUCAUUGCGUAUUGGGUCACCACCCGGUUGUGGUAUAUUUAUCACACAUUAGCCAAUAACGCCCAGUUGAAACAAUAUGGACCAAACAACUUUUUGGCACGACUUUGGUGGUUCCCACUGUUUAGAUAUUUUGAGAAGAACGUAGGUGGAACAGUACCAAGACAAUAUGAUUGGCCUCUUCCUUGGCCUCGAAGAUUUCUUGCCAAGCACCCCAACCGGGAUAGUUAAUACUCAUCACAAUUUUACAAUGGAGCUUAUGGUUAUGGGGUAAAUAUUUCAAUAUGUAUAUAAUUAAAUUUAAUUUAUGUUAAAACAAAUUCAAGUGUCCUCAUUAUUUGAAAGACAUAGAAAUAUAAAUAAUUUACGAUAUAGUCAACAAAUGUAGAUCAAAGAGUAAAUGGUCAUAAACAGAAGCUUUAGACAGUAUCGUAGAUGAUAAAUUUAUAGUCUCGUCGAAUUUUUUUAUAUUAUUUUAAGCUGAUGUACAAUUUUCUAAAAUAUCCAAUAUCUCCUCAUAAAAUUGUAGAGAAAUAAUGAGAAAUUAUCUUCCGUUAUAUAAAUUCGGCAUAAAUAUUUAUAUAAAACUCGACCUUAAUUUAUAUUGGUUGUAAAAAAAAAUUAGACUAUUUAUAUCUACACUCAACA
Messenger RNA from Chelonus insularis, 2447 nucleotides. RefSeq names its product phosphatidylcholine:ceramide cholinephosphotransferase 2-like. The transcript has 6 exons. Lineage: Eukaryota; Metazoa; Arthropoda; Insecta; Hymenoptera; Braconidae. Gene Ontology annotation, biological process: sphingomyelin biosynthetic process; ceramide biosynthetic process. The coding region runs from base 840 to 2030 and encodes 396 amino acids. The record is from RefSeq and is a predicted model, not a curated record. Gene Ontology annotation, molecular function: ceramide cholinephosphotransferase activity; sphingomyelin synthase activity. Gene Ontology annotation, cellular component: Golgi membrane; endoplasmic reticulum membrane; plasma membrane.